ACAAUACCGUGCGACGCAGCGCGCAUGCGCACAACACUACCCAACCAGUGUCGACCCCAGCCAUCUAUUAUGCUUCUUCGCAAUAAAAGCUACCCGAAAAUCUGCAAGGAAAACGCUACCGGAGCCGCUUGGAGUGAAAUGUGCUGACACUCAGGUCCUGAGAUGGGAUGUGCGUGUCGAGGUGGGACUAAGGAGCAGCAAGAGGAUCAUUGUAACUGAGCUAAGAGACGUACAGACGUCAUUCAAGCAACUUCUUCCCCUUAACUGAGCAGUAUGUCGGUAGUCACAUCCCCUGCCCAGGUGCCUCCACCUGUUGCGAACCCUCCCCUUCCUGAGGUCACGAACCCCAGUAAGCCUGGCCGAAAAACCAACCAGCUACAAUAUAUGCAGAAUGUGGUUGUGAAGACUCUAUGGAAGCAUCAGUUUGCAUGGCCCUUUUACACACCUGUGGAUGCCAUCAAAUUGAAUCUGCCAGACUACAAUAAAAUUAUCAAGAAUCCAAUGGACAUGGGAACCAUAAAGAAGCGACUUGAGAAUAAUUACUAUUGGACUGCUGGAGAAUGCAUGCAGGAUUUUAACACUAUGUUCACAAACUGUUAUAUCUAUAACAAGCCCACAGAUGACAUUGUUCUCAUGGCUCAAGCCUUGGAAAAGAUUUUCCUCCAAAAGGUAGCUCAGAUGCCCCAGGAGGAGGUGGAACUUUUACCCCCACCACCGAAGGGUAAAGCACGGAAACCUGGAGCACCCCCUGCUUCAGAAAACCAACAAUCAACAGCACUGACUACUGGUUCACCAUCCUCGUCAUGUCCGAGCUCCCCUCCUCAGCUGGCUCAGACUCCUGUAAUAGCUGCGACUCCAGUCUCGACCAUCACCUCCAAUGUCCAAGCUGUGCCCCCUGCCACGUCCAUGAUCCCAACUGCACAGCCUGUUGUCAAAAAGAAAGGGGUGAAGCGGAAAGCAGACACUACCACACCCACAACCUGCGUGAUCACUGCCAGCAGAAGUGAGUCACCCACUGCGAUGUUGGAGUCCAAACACAGUAAAGUCAUUUCCAGACGAGAGAGCACAGGUCGACCCAUCAAACCUCCCAAAAAGGACCUGGAAGAUGGGGAUGUCCAACAACAAGGCAACAAGAAAAGCAAGCUCAAUGAUCAUCUCAAAUACUCUGACACUAUCCUUAAAGAGAUGCUUUCCAAGAAGCAUGCGGCCUACGCCUGGCCCUUCUACAAGCCUGUAGAUGCAGAGGCCCUCGAGCUGCAUGACUAUCACGAAAUCAUCAAGCAACCAAUGGACCUCAGCACUGUCAAAAAAAAGAUGGAUAGUCGAGAAUACCAAGACGCCCAAAGUUUUGCAGCAGAUAUUCGGUUAAUGUUCUCAAAUUGUUACAAAUACAACCCACCCGAUCACGAGGUCGUUGCCAUGGCAAGAAAACUCCAGGAUGUGUUUGAGAUGAAAUUCGCCAAGAUGCCCGAUGAACCCGCAGAGCCGUCCUCGCCCAGUGCGGUAUCAGCCACGGCAGUGGUGAGCAAGAGCACCGGCAGCAGCGAGAGCAGCGCCGACUCUUCCAGCUCCAGCUCCGACUCGGAGGAGGAACGGGCCACUCGGCUGGCUGAGCUGCAGGAACAGCAAUUCGCUGUGGAGCACCCCAAUGGUAACAGGGCGGGGACAAAAAACGGGUGUGCCAAACAUUUUCAGCUGAAGGCUGUUCAUGAACAGCUAGCCGCUCUGUCACAGGGUCCUGUGAGCAAACCAAAGAAAAAGAAAGAGAAGAAGAAAAAAGACAAAGAGAAGGACAAAGACAAAAACAAGGUCAAGGUGGAAGAUGACAAAAAGGCCAAGUCCUCACAACCGAACAAGCAAACUCAGCAGAAGAAGACCUCUGCGCGGAAACCCAACAGCACAUCCACCACGAGGCAACCGAAAAAGGGGGGCAAACCUGGCUCUGCAAACUACGAGUCUGACGAGGAGGAGUCUCUUCCCAUGUCUUAUGAUGAGAAGCGGCAGCUCAGCCUGGACAUCAACCGUUUGCCGGGUGAGAAACUGGGCCGCGUGGUCCACAUCAUCCAGUCGCGUGAGCCCUCGCUACGAGACUCCAACCCAGACGAGAUCGAGAUCGACUUUGAAACGCUCAAGCCUUCCACGUUGCGUGAGCUCGAACGAUACGUCAAGUCGUGUUUACAGAAAAAGCAACGCAAACCUUUACCGGGCACUGGGAAAAAGAGUGCCAAGUCUAAAGAGGAACUGGUUCAGGAAAAGAAGAAAGAGUUAGAAAAGAGGCUACAGGACGUGAGCGGACAGCUGAACAACAACAAGAAACCACCCAAAAAAGCAGAGAAGGCGGGGUCAGCGCAGGGGGGCGGGCCAUCUCGGCUGAGUGGCAGCAGCAGUUCUUCAGAUUCGGGCAGCAGCAGCUCCAGCGGCUCCAGCUCCGAGAGCAGUGACUCAGACUGAACAAUCGGCGCGUCACAUACUUCAACCUCCUCUAUUUUCUAACGAGUAGUGUGUGUUGUCAUGAUAGUAUCUCUCUGAAGGCCCAUUUUAUAAAGAGCUAGACGCAUUGCAGAUGGCAGAGGAUAUUUUAAAAUAGUUUGUAGGAUGCUCUUGGCUCAGACAAAGAGGAGAGUUGGAAUAGUUCAAGCAGUUUUAAGGUUCUCGCUGGCCCUCAAAGGGAAACGCCUGGUAUCACCAGAGGAAAAAAAAAAAGACAAAAAAGAUAUUUUUUUGAAAAUACGUCGGUUGUGGAGGUGAAACGGUUGUGUGUGUCCGUUGCUUUUUUUUCUUCUUUUUUAGGUUGCUGCUCGUUAGAUCCAUACUGAAAACAUGCGUUAGUGGAAAAACUGACAAAUGCCUGGCUGCAUUUUACUGAUCGAGUAGCUACACAAAGUCUGAAGGAACAAACAAUGAAUUAUCGGCUCUCACUCCGGUGUGGUUCUGUCAUGUUGGCAUGACUUUUCAGCUCAUUCCACAUUUCUUUUGCUGACUAUGAUAAUACUCGUCAUUGUUACCAUUUUUAAGAGAAUCUAUUUAUUUUUUUUAAUCCAAAAAGGCACAAAGUUAUGUGUUUUCAACAGAAAUGUUUCCAGUUGACCAGUUUAAAUGUAAGAAAUUUGGCUCAACAUAACUCACUAGUACUCUAGGCCGCAUCUGGAAACUGUCAGUAUCAUUAUUAAACCGUUUUUAGAGACUUCGCAAUCAUUUUUGGCUAUUUCAAAACUGUACAUUUUCUCUUCCGGUGCCGUCAGCUCAGUAUUUGAUGUAGAAUUAUGUCUGAAUUUUUAAUCUAUAUCAUACGCUCAUUUGUUUGUUUUCUAUUUGGAUUGUCUUCUACUUUUUUUUUACUAUUAAUUUGUAGGCGCCCUGAGUAUCUCAUUUCCUACUUUCUAUCUGAUAUGCCUCAUCUUUACGAAGUCCACUCAUAGGACAAUCAAAGUUGUGAUUUAAGUUCAGUAUAUAAGAAAUGGGGGGUAUAUUUUUCAAAAAUGAUUGCAAAAAUACAUUCAGAAAUUUAAAAACGCCCAUAAGGCUGCAGAUUGGAAUGAAUCAGCCUCUAUGAAACUCCUCCAUGGGAAACCCAAGUGCAUACUAGCUCUAUUGGACAAAUAGCCACUUAGAGGAGAUCUCCGUUAAGAAAAGACGUUAAGUUCUCUUUGACAAGAUAUCAAGCAGCUGUGCUAGAUGUCAUUUCAGAAGGAUGUGUGUUUGACAAUAGUUACUUUUAGUUGAAAGUAUUACAACUAAUGUAUGUUCUCAAUUUUAAUAACUUUAUUUUACUUUAGUUUUUCUUCAAAUGGUGUAUUGAAUGCUUUCAAUGGUACCUAGACACUUCUUGCCAUGUAUCCAGAAUAGUUUGGAAAUGGACCAUGACUGAUAAUCUUUAUAAAAAAUAUGAAUGUAUUACGAGGUUAUUUUUUCAUUUUCUUCUUGUGGCUGCAGCAAUGCCACUCAUUCACUGGGUUUGUAGCACUGGCAAGGUUUUAUUUCAUUUAACAGCCUUGAAUUCAACUCUGAACCCUUCAAAAUCAUUGGAUGUGCUCUUGUUGCCUUAAGUUUAGUUGGCACAUUAAAAUAAAGUCAGAUUGGUCCGGUGUAACUGA
Messenger RNA from Sinocyclocheilus anshuiensis, 4094 nucleotides. RefSeq names its product bromodomain-containing protein 3-like. The transcript is spliced from 13 exons. Gene Ontology annotation, cellular component: chromatin; nucleus. Gene Ontology annotation, biological process: regulation of DNA-templated transcription; chromatin remodeling. Lineage: Eukaryota; Metazoa; Chordata; Actinopteri; Cypriniformes; Cyprinidae. The record is from RefSeq and is a predicted model, not a curated record. The coding region runs from base 274 to 2451 and encodes 725 amino acids.